UUUUCUCCUAGGUCUUGGCUUGUGCGCUUGGAUUGAUCCGUGCGGAGCUUGCCCGUUGCCGUGUAAGCUAGGAUUCUUGCUCUUCGUCGUCUCUGCCGUUUCCUUGUGGUCUCUGGGUGAAAUUCCGGAAAUCUUUCUCGCGAGCGAUGUCUCUUCGUCUCUUCUACUCGAUGUUCUUCAUUAUCUGUACCUGCCUGUGCGUCAAGUUCUUGCAUUUCGCGGUGAGGCUGGUUCACUGAUCGGGAAAUCUCGAUUUUGUCACGCCGCCGCGGCUUUUGAGGUUCUUUUGCUUCCUGUGCCUUCGAUUACUUUCGAGAUUUCUUGCUAAUAGUGUGUGUAUGCAUGGCAUUUAGAUUCGCUGCCGCUGCGUUUGCUGCUCUGGUGCUCGCAACCGCGAUCUUCUUCGCUAGAAUGAGGGAUAACGACGAAAGUGGUGGUGCUGUCAAGGGGUCUCCCAGGCUCCCAACGAGUGUUCUUCCUCGUCACUACAAUCUCCGCCUCAAGCCCGACCUCCAGGCGUGCGUCUUUGAUGGGGAUCUCUCGGUGGAUGUGGAAGUUGUGGAGGGUGUGGACGAGAUCAUCAUCAAUGCUGCCGAUUUGAAGGUUCGCGAUGGAUCGGUCUCGUUCCGGCCAACUGGUUCCAGUCAGGUGUUGAAACCGGCAACGCUUGAUCUAGUAACCGACCAUGAGAUCCUGGUGAUGAAAUUCAAGGAAGCCUUACCCGUUGGACAGGGAACGUUGUCCAUGAGCUUCGAAGGAACCUUGAACGAUCAGAUGAAAGGUUUCUAUCGCAGCUCGUACAGUGUUGGUGACGAGAAGAGAAACAUGGCUGUGACACAGUUCGAGCCUGCUGAUGCUCGUAGGUGUUUCCCGUCCUGGGACGAGCCGUCUUUCAAGGCUACUUUCAAGAUUGUUAUUGAAGCUCCGGCAGAUCGCGUGGUGUUGUCAAACAUGCCCGUGGAAAACGAGAAAAUGUCGGGGGAUUCUAAAGUUGUAGAGUUUCAAGUAACUCCAAUUAUGUCUACGUACUUGGUAGCUGUUGUCGUUGGAGAGCUGAGCUAUCUAGAAGGGACUACUAGAGAUGGCACGAGUGUUCGUGUUUAUACUUUGCCAGGAAAAGCUGAACUAGGGAAAUUUGCGCUCGGUGUGGCUGUGGAAACACUUCCUUUUUAUACGGAAUACUUCGAGACUCCGUAUCCCCUUCCUAAAAUGGAUAUGGUGGCUAUUCCUGACUUCGCAGCUGGAGCAAUGGAAAACUAUGGCCUUGUUACUUACCGUGAGACUGCUCUUCUCUUUGAUGAGAAGCAUUCGGCUGCCGCGAACAAGCAACGAGUUGCUGUUGUUGUCACUCACGAGCUUGCUCAUCAGUGGUUUGGAAAUCUUGUUACAAUGGAAUGGUGGACGCAUCUUUGGCUAAAUGAAGGUUUUGCAACCUGGGUUAGUUACUUGGCAGCAGACUACUUAUUUCCGGAAUGGAAAGUCUGGACUCAAUUCAACGAGCUGACUGUUGACGCUUAUAGACUGGACGGCCUUGUUGAAUCCCAUCCAAUUGAGGUUGAAGUUGGUCACGUUCGUGAGAUCGACGAGAUUUUUGACGCUAUCAGCUACAAAAAGGGUGCAUCUAUCAUUCGUAUGCUGCAAACUUACCUUUGUGCUAAGACUUUUCAGAAAGGGCUUGCAUCGUAUAUCAAAAAGUUUGCUUAUAGGAAUGCUGCAACAGAGGAUUUGUGGGAUUCUCUUUCAUCAGAGUCAGGACAACCGGUUAAAGAGCUGAUGAAUUCCUGGACAAAACAGAAGGGUUACCCUGUUUUGGCUGUCAAGCUAGUUGGCGAUGCUCUUGAGCUUCAUCAGUCCCAGUUUCUAUCAACCGGACAACCAGGCUUUGGUGAGUGGGUCAUACCCCUCACCUUGUGUUGCAACUCAUAUGAUUCGUACAAAACUUCGUUGGUCCGAGGCACAUCCGCUCGAAUCCCGAUAUCUCAUGAAGUGGACACAAAAUCCAAAGGGAAGUGGAUAAAACUCAACGUCGGCCAAACAGGCUUCUACAGAGUCCAGUAUGACGAUCAUCUAGCUGCGAGUCUUCGGUCUGCAAUAUCUGGAGGAUAUCUCCAGCCUGACGAUAGAUUUGGUGUUCUGGAUGAUAUUUACGCUUUGUGUAAAGCUUGUCGAGAACCAAUGCGAGUUUUACUGUCUUUGAUGGAAGCUUACAGCGCUGAGGCUGAUCCAGCUGUCCUGGGCCACCUUAUUACAGUGUCGAGAGGUGUAUCAUGGAUUUUGGCCGACGCUAUUCCUGCUGUUGCUGAAGAUACAAAAGGCUUCCUCUCAAGACUGCUUCUCGCUCCAGCCAAAAACGUUGGAUGGGACGCUGUUCCCGGAGAAAGUGACCUCGUCUCUAUGCUCCGAGGGGAUCUUAUGUUGGCUCUUGUGCUUUUUGGCCAUGAACCAACCGUCAUCGAAGCCAAAGAGCGUUUUUACGAGUUUUUGAAGGAUAGAAAUACUUCGAGGCUACCUGCAGACAUAAGAAAGGCUGCAUACUCGGCUGUAAUGCGAAGCGUAACCGCUGCCGACAAAUCUGGAUAUGAUGCAUUGCUCCAGAUCUACAGGGAAACAGACCUGGGCCAGGAACGAACACGGAUUCUAUCAUGCCUUGCGGCGUCAAGUGAUACUGAAGUCGUUCGGGAAGCAUUGAACUUGAUACUUACGGACGAAGUUCGUAACCAGGAUGCGUUUUUCGUACUCGGUGGAGUUCGCAGGGAAGGCCGCGAGACUGCCUGGUCUUGGCUAAAGGAAAACUGGAGCCUUCUCCGCAGUCGAUGGGGUGACAGCGGAUUUCUUAUCAGUCGCUUCGUCACCACUACAACUUCGUUUUCGAGCCAGGAAAAGGCCGACGAGAUUGAAGAGUUUUUCCGCCAGCAUGGGAUGCUGGCGAUCGAGCGAACAGUGAGCCAGUGCGUGGAGAGAGUCCGGAUCAACGCUCGCUGGGUGGAAUUCAUUCGCGAGGAGGAAGGUUUCAAAGAGCUCAUCUCGGAGCUUGCACUUCCAUAACUGCCACGUGUUUUUGCCACGUAGGCGUGUAGUACCUGACGUGUUAGUUCACAACACUGCAAGUCGCUUUGCAUGAUUCACUUUGUUAUACACGGUAAUUUUCAUAAACGAUCCAAAACCGCCUAAACUCGGUCUCAUUA
Messenger RNA from Selaginella moellendorffii, 3185 nucleotides. RefSeq names its product aminopeptidase M1. Gene Ontology annotation, cellular component: cytoplasm. The coding region runs from base 343 to 3045 and encodes 900 amino acids. The transcript has 17 exons. Lineage: Eukaryota; Viridiplantae; Streptophyta; Lycopodiopsida; Selaginellales; Selaginellaceae. Gene Ontology annotation, biological process: peptide catabolic process; proteolysis. Gene Ontology annotation, molecular function: metalloaminopeptidase activity; peptide binding; zinc ion binding. The record is from RefSeq and is a predicted model, not a curated record.